UUGAGUCCAUGUGUCUGGCUGCCUAAGAGCCUAUGGUCUAUACUGAGAUUUUGUGAAUAAAUCAGAGUAACGUCGUAUCUCUAAAAGCUGCAAUUUAGUUUAACUAUGUCGGCGUCUAUGCUCAGGAGGGGACUGGAGCUGCUAAGUGAUGACAUAAAAGGCAUACAUGGAGACAAAAAACAGAAGCGUAAGAAGAAGGAGGCAGGAGGGGAGGAAGGAGUAAUGGGCCAGAUCAGCUCCAACAGGCAGGGCGUUACCAAGCAGGUUCGCAGACUCCAGGGGCGGCUGGGCUCCGGCAAGAGCCAGGCUACUGUCAAAAACAAACGCAUCAAGUGUGCAGUGGAGGAGUUUAGGAAAAACCAGAAACAGAGCCAGAUGAGUGCAAACCUGCGGUACUUCCUGGGAACAGGAUACAAAGCGGCACAGAGCGACACACAGAAGAUCCUGCUUCAGAAUCAGGGGCGGCAGUCUCGACAUCACCCAGACCGUCCUCCUAAGAAACAGCAGGAGCAGAGGUCUCUGUUUACAGAGGAGGAGUUCCAGCAGUUCCAGAAGGAGUAUUUUGGUAGAACUGUAGAAGGAGGAAGUAAAUGAAGACCCAGGGCUACUUUGGACAGAGGUGAAAAUGACACGAGCAGAAGAUAUGUCCGCCAUAUUUAAACACUGUCUCAAAGUCCUACUGGAGGUCCACACCAAUCUACAAAGGAAACUGCUCAAAGUUAGUUCAAAAGAGUGUGAAGAUACUUUUGAAGACUUCAGAUAGUGCACAUUUUCAGAUUUUAGUGUAAAACUUUAUUUAAGUGGGACUACAGUUAAUUUCAAGCAAAGUAAGCCAUUUUGCUCAUGUUUGGAAAUGGUGUGACUCAGGAAAAACAUUUCUCACGGCCUGUCUAUGAGUACUGAGCUUGGAACAAUU
Megalops cyprinoides (Indo-Pacific tarpon) is the source of this 916-nucleotide messenger RNA. RefSeq names its product ribosomal protein S19 binding protein 1 (gene rps19bp1). Gene Ontology annotation, molecular function: enzyme binding. NCBI's taxonomy places the organism in Eukaryota, Metazoa, Chordata, Actinopteri, Elopiformes, Megalopidae. Bases 106 to 594 code for a protein of 162 amino acids. The transcript has 4 exons. The record is from RefSeq and is a predicted model, not a curated record. Gene Ontology annotation, cellular component: nucleolus.